GAGAAGUCGCAGGAGGCGGCGGCGCUGAGCGCGGCGUCCCCCAAGGCCCUGGCCCCGAGCCCCGCGGCCGGCCCCGCGCCCAGCCCCACACAGGAGCCCGCCAAGGCCGUCCACAACGGGGAAAGCAUGGUGAGCGUCGCUCUUCAUUUUCCGCUCAGGGUCCCGCCUGAGCGGCGCGGCGGCGGCGCCGCGCCGGUGGCGGCGGCGGUGGGCGCCCCGCGGCCCGGUGGCUGCCGGCGACGACGAGGUGCGACGCGAGCGGACGGGGAGGCGGGCGCGGGAGGCGGCGACUCGGACGACGAGGACGGCGGCGACUCCGAGGAGCUGGACGACAUCGAGCUCAUCUUCACCACCGAGGAGACCAAGGAGCUCGGGGUGCUGCAGGAGGACCUGGUGCCGAUCGCCGACGCCGAGGAGGACGGCGUGUGGCCGCCGCUGCAGUUCGAGUCCGCGGACGGCGAGGACGGCGACGCCGCCGCGCCCGCGCUCAAGCCGACGCCCGUGGCCGGCGCCGCGCCCGUCUCCUCGCGCGCCAAGGCCCCCUGCCCCCCCCCGCCCCCGUCCCCCCCGCCAAGGCCCCCAUGCCACAACGCGGGCCGCGCGCCGCGCGCUCCGUGCUCAUCGAGACCGACAUCUCCAAGUGCGGCGUCGUGGACGAGGGCGCCGAGUGAACCUUUCUAUGUGGCCGGUCGGCUGUCGCGCCGCAACACGCUGCCCGCGCCGCUGGGCUUCCCGCCGGUGAUGCUGCUGGCAGCACGCACGGCAGCGGCGCGAGGCGGGGGCGGCGCGCCGGGUUCGGCAUGGCGCUGGCAUGGGGCUGAGCGCCGGCCGCCCUUCGCCUCAGUUCCGCAGGCGUGCGGCGGCGCGGCGGCGGCGCGGGCGCGGCAGCGCGGCGGUGCGGCGCGGGGCCGGGCGCGCGGACGCGAUUUCGCGCAGCGCUUCCCGCGCGCGCCCAUCCUGGUGGAGCGCUGCCGCGGCGCCAAGCGCGAGAACGAGGCGCAGACCGACAUCACGCGCUGCCCCGCACUGGAGGUGAGCACCACACCUUGA
Gryllus bimaculatus (two-spotted cricket) is the source of this 1050-nucleotide messenger RNA. Lineage: Eukaryota; Metazoa; Arthropoda; Insecta; Orthoptera; Gryllidae. The record is from the annotation of a GenBank genome assembly.